UACUUUUUAUUAAUUUUUUAAUUACAGUUGAUCCAAAAUGUUGACAAAAUCGGCUCUAUUUGUCUUUUGUUUGACAAUCGCUUUGAAUUCGUUUCUGGCUGAACCUGUACCUGAAGCACUAGUCAGCAAUGAAAAAAGUGGUAACCAGCCAAUUGUGAACAGCCCUAAAGAAACGGUUGUGUCUGACAAUUCAAAUUUUUUGAAGAAGGCUUUACACAGAUUUGGGUUUGGAAAUCAACCAGUUUUAGGACAACCCGGUAACGAAACCAAAUCAAAAUCAUCAGGCAGCAGGAAACAGACAAGAGGUGGUAGUGACUUUUCUUAUGAUGACACUUCUUAUAAUGGACCAAGUCAGUGGAAAAACUUUGCUCCUGAAUGCGGAGGCAUCAGACAAUCACCAAUUGCAAUCGAAAAGAAAGACUUGGUCGUCGCCAGUGUUUGGAAAACUUUACAAUGGAACGAUUUUAGCAGAUUACCAAGUGCCAUGGAAUUAGUUAACAACGGACAUUCAGUGCAACUUUCGGCGACCUACUUUGGAGGACGAAGGCCAACAAUUUCCCAUGGCCCUCUGGUUGGUGAUUACACUUUUGAGCAAUUGCACUUUCAUUGGGGCGGUGAUGACCAACAUGGAUCCGAACACGUUGUGAACGGUGUUCAAUAUCCAAUGGAAUGCCAUUUGGUGCACUGGAAAUCCGAAUAUGGUUCCAUGGGUGAAGCUUUGAAGCAUACUGAUGGAGUUGCUGUAGUUGCUUUCAUGUUCGAUUCUAAAGAGGACAAAGACAAUGCAGGUUUGGCCAAGAUUAUUUCUAAAUUCAGUGAAGUCGGUUCAGGAUCCGGCCCUGCUGUUGGGGUACAAGCUUUUCCUUUGACUGAUCUGAUUAGGCCAUUUGUGGAUAAUUAUGCCACUUAUACAGGAUCCCUUACUACACCACCAUGUACUGAAGCAGUUACUUGGAUAAUUGCUUCUCAAACUCAGCAGAUGUCCAAAUCACAGAUGGCAAAGAUCCGUGAAGUCAGAGGACCGCAUGGGCCAAUUUCUGGAAACUUUAGACCGACCCAACCUCUAAAUGGAAGAACAGUUUACUACAUCCCUUAUUAAAAAUGAUGCAUUUUUAAUAAAAC
Messenger RNA from Ctenocephalides felis (cat flea), 1122 nucleotides. RefSeq names its product carbonic anhydrase 2-like. The transcript is spliced from 8 exons. Gene Ontology annotation, molecular function: carbonate dehydratase activity; zinc ion binding. The coding region runs from base 38 to 1099 and encodes 353 amino acids. The record is from RefSeq and is a predicted model, not a curated record. Gene Ontology annotation, cellular component: cytoplasm. NCBI's taxonomy places the organism in Eukaryota, Metazoa, Arthropoda, Insecta, Siphonaptera, Pulicidae.